AUGGCUGAUCAGCAAACUGAACGAGCUUUUCGCAAGCAGCACGCGGUUGUUGUGGUGCGCCGCAAGAAUCCCAACUUGAAGAAACGGCCACGCUUCUAUCGUCAAAUUGGCCUGGGCUUCCGAGCUCCGGCCGAGUCCCGCCUGCCACCCCGAACCCGAUUCCAAACUAACCAGAACGAGCGCGCCUUCCAAAAACAAUUCGGUGUGAACUUGAACCGUAAGGUCAAGCCCGGCAUCACCAAGAAGAAGGUCCUGCGCCGUUACCGCGAUGUUGGUCUGGGCUUCAAGACCCCCCGUGAGGCAAUUGAUGGCACCUACAUUGACAAGAAGUGCCCCUGGACCGGCGAUGUGAGGAUUCGUGGCCGCAUCCUGACCGGUGUUGUCCGCAAGGCUAAGAUGCAGCGUACCAUUGUCAUUCGUCGUGACUACCUGCACUUUGUGCGCAAAUACAGUCGUUUCGAGAAGCGUCACCGAAACAUGAGCGUCCACUGCUCGCCCGUUUUCAGGGAUGUUGAGCAAGGCGACAUUGUCACCAUUGGUGAGUGCCGUCCUCUGUCCAAGACUGUGCGCUUCAACGUUCUGAAAGUGAGCAAGGGUCAGGGAGCCAAGAAGAGCUUCAAGAAGUACUAAAUGUUGCGGACGACUAUUCGGAAAAGAUAAUAUUUGUAGCAUUUAUUCUUUUUGAAUAAAACUAAAAUGUAAAUUUA
Molecule: messenger RNA, 707 nt
Organism: Drosophila bipectinata
Lineage: Eukaryota; Metazoa; Arthropoda; Insecta; Diptera; Drosophilidae
Gene: RpS11
Product: ribosomal protein S11
Biological process (GO): translation
Cellular component (GO): cytosolic small ribosomal subunit; ribosome
Molecular function (GO): structural constituent of ribosome
Source: RefSeq, a predicted model, not a curated record